Molecule: messenger RNA, 9252 nt
Organism: Coregonus sp. 'balchen'
Lineage: Eukaryota; Metazoa; Chordata; Actinopteri; Salmoniformes; Salmonidae
Source: the annotation of a GenBank genome assembly
UUUCGAGGAGAAGUUGGAAAAGAAAGAUUUCGAGGAGAAGUUGGAAAAGAAAGACUAAGACAUGUUACUGCUGUUUCUGAGUAAGUUCCAACUUUUGUUUUUACUAUAACGGAACAAAACCUUCAAUGAUAGUCGACCCUGCGCCAAAAUGAUAACGUUAGUCGACCCUGCAUCAAUGCAUUCAAUGCAUAUUCAUUUCAACUUAUUUAGUAUGAGUAUAGUAUUUAUCUAUACUGAUGCCUAGUCACUUUACCCUGCUUUUAUGUACAUACAGUAUCUACCUCAAAGACCUUGUACCCCUGCAUCAAUGAUCUGUUACUCUUACUCCCAAUAUAUCGCUUAAUUCUUGUGUAAAAUAGGUAAAGAAGCAUGGGCAAUCAUGUCUGCCUCGGGUAUCUGGUGGCGGUUGGGUGCUUUUCUUAUGGGUUCACUCCAAUGUGUUUUGAGUUAACUGCGGUCAGAGUGGGAGAGUCAGCACAAUCCCUGUACCCUGUCAUUAUAUGUGCCAGUAAAUGAGUGAGUGUCUCACCAUAAGUGGGCUGGAGUUACUCAAUAUACAGGGAAAGGGGAUUACCGUUCCAACUCAAUUUAGGGCCUUAGCCUCUUAUAGUGAAUAACAUUGUAUUACGUAAACUGAAUAAUCAAAAUGUAGUCACCGAUUAAUGAAUUCUUACUAAAAUGGUAAUUAGCGUGACAAAAUGUUCACUGAAUGAUUUACCAAUAUCGUGGUCGUUGCAGAAAUUGGUAGAAAGGAAACCAGUUUAUUCUGUGUUCCAAGCAUCCAUGCAUGCCCUAGAGGCAAACUGCGAUUACAGGAAAGGACAGGAAAAUCACACCCUCCUGUUAGGGACUAGGGAUGGUUUACAGAAAUGGAUUGAUUCCAGCCUCGGCAUGUCAACAAAAUGAUGCUUACCAGGCAGGAUGCGCCUUCUAGAGCAAAGAGUGUCUCUGAAUUGACCGUUGUGUAUAUAGCUGAAUCUGCAGCUUGGUUGAGUUAUUACUGGCCUGUGCUGUGUGCUCAUCAAACUACAGUGUCAUUGUGCUUCUUUUUUUUUUACUGUUACAAACUAUCUUUCUAUUUGUGCAACUAAACUAAUCAUUACCCUCCUGAGCAAAAGCUUACAUCAUGAAAAAUACAAGUUUUUAAACUUAAAUCAGUUUUUUCACGUUCAGUAAUGUGCAUAAUUACUAGAGCGAUUCACCUUGAUAUUUAAGUUAUUGUGAAAGUGGCAGUCAUUAAACAUGGCAAUUUAGUAGCAAGUAGUUAAGUCUUUAAGUGUUCGUUUUAUAUGUCUGCACCAGAGACCAAGGAGAAAAUUACAGGCUUUGAGUUUUUUUGUUUCUUUCUUUGUUUCUUUAGUUUUUUCUCUGUGUACAGACUCGUUUAUACCCUUCAGCGCUGCUCACACCACACUUUUUCAGUAGGCUCUAGCAUGCCAGUACGGUGGCACACUCACAACCAACAUUGGACUAUUAUGAGCUCAUGGACUUGCAUAAACAUGUUGAUCAUAGAGAUGAGGCACACUGCCUCUUCUAGAUGGUUAUAUCAUGAGAAAUACCAGCAUCAAAAGUUCAAUGACAUCACCAAACAAGAAAUAGUCAUUUUAAUCCUAGGAGAACCUUUGAAAUAAAUGUUAUUUCAAUGCGCCAAGAGACAAGCAACUAAUCACAUAGGGAGUAAGUUUACUGACAGUAUAUUAGUAAAAACAGCAGUCGAUGUGAAACCAUGACAAGACUGCAUUGGAAUGUAUGAGAGGAGAUGAGCAAGCAUUUCAUGGUAAAGUCUACACCAGUUGUAUUCGGCGCAUGUGGCAUUUACAUUUUAGUCACUUAGCAGAUGCUCUUAUCCAGAGCAACUUACAGGAGCAAUUAGGGUUAAGUGCCUUGCUUAAUGGCAUAUUGACAGAUGUUUCACCUAGUGGGCUCGGGGAUUUGAACCAGCGACCUUUCGGUUACUGGCCCAACGCUCUUAACCACUUGAUUUGAUGAGUCUCUCCCUGAGUCUUAUCACUUUUCCUCAUGUGAGGGGCGUCUGUCAUAUCAGCAGAUGAUCAACAAAACACCUGGGCUCUACUGUCUCUGAAAACCUCACAACUACCCCUUAAAAACAGCAUAGGCCUACUCAAAACCAUUAGGAUAACUUUACUUUCCAUUUUUAUGGUGUUAAUUUAACCAAAACAUAAGCUAAACCUCUAGGAUUGAACGAGAAUAGCUAACCUAACAUUGGUGUAUGAAAUACGAUAGGCAUCUAUGAUCUAAGUAAUAGUCACCCAGCUGUAGCUGUGGCAGUGGGCACUUUGACUGGUGAAGGCUGGCUGGCUGUGUUUACCCCCAGGACUUUGGCCUUGACAGAGUUUAGCAGGGGAAUGAAUGGAGCCUCUGUGUUGCUGCCUGGGCUGUAUGAUUCUCUCCGCAGCUGGCCCUUAGGUAAACAGCAGAUGUAAUAGCGCUUAGUGAAAAUCUGGGUUAGAAAUAGUAGACUUGCUACAGUAAUGUAUAUACUUCUCCCUGUUUUAUUCUUACCCAUUCUUCUUGUUUUUCUCUUGACCUAUUUUUCUCUCUUCCUCCACCCAGUUGUCUCAUUGACGCAGCUGUUAUACCAGUCAGCCUUAACUACUGUAUAAGCUAUCCGUUCACAACAACAGUGCAGUGACCACAACUCUGGGGUCAGCUCAGGUCCAACCCUGCCAGACGGAUAUUUAUGGUUCCUAUGAUGACAAUUGCAUUUUCUGUUAUUUGUUUCAGUUUCUGCUGUCUUCUUCAUGCCCAGUGGUAAGUCCUCAUAAAAUAGAAGCUUUAUUGUAUUACUCAUUUUUAUGCAUGUAUUUGCUGUGUACAUUUUGUUUAAGUGUGUGAUUUCUGGGGUUUGGGGUGUCUUCCAUGAGCUUGUUGAGAAAUGUUGUUUUCCUAUUGUGUUUUUUGCUACAUUUUAAAAUAAGUCCUGUGUGUGUUGCAUUAGCAUUGGGCCAGAGCAGCAGUAGUCUAGGUGUGGUGGUGGAGGCCCGCAACAUCACCCUCCCAGCCGGGACCCAGGCGGUACUGCCCUGCAACAGCCCCCGCAUGGUGUGGACCCGCGACCGGCUGAAGGACCGCCAGAGGGUGGUCCACUGGGACCUGGUCCGAAGCAUACCAGAGUACUCUGUGGAGAGGAUACUGGACAUGUCCCCCGGCGUCAAAGAGAGAGUCUACAAUGGGUUCAACAAGGGCCGCAUAACCAUCCCCAAAACCGCCUUCACUGACGGGAACUUCUCCCUCGUCAUCAACAGUGAGUUGGGCCUGUAGUCUACUGUAUGCUCAUGACUGUAAAUGCUCCAUAAAAGAUUAUGGCAUUUCACACUGGACCACAUUAAUAUUGCACUCAUUCCUAUAAAUCUAGAAAAUGUAAUGUAAUUGGAAUAUGUGUUAUGCCAGAUGUGGGAGCAGCUGACCGAGGUGUUUAUAGUUGUAACCUGCACCACCACUACUGCCAGCUGCACCAGUCCAUCAAGAUACAACUCAACACCACCAAGUCAGGUGACUAUCCACAAUAUGUAUCUGAAUUAUGAUGAUUUGAAUAGUCUUCCAUACAGUAUCUAUAAUGCUUAAAUCAAUAAUGCUAUUCAACCUGUUCCAUCUCAGCCCGUAAGGAGAAGCGGUACUGGGAUGGUGACAAGACAGUGUUUGUGGUGUUGCUGGGGAGCUCAGUGGUGUUGCCGUGUGUGAACCGGCGGCCCCUGUGGACGGAGGGCCUGCAGGAGGACCAGCAGCAGGUAGCCCACUGGGACUGGCAGCCCCCUGGGGUGAGACCUGAUUUGGCUGACCGCCUGGUGGACCUGUACGCCUCCGGAGAGCGCAGACAGUACGGACCACUCUUCCCCGUGGACAAGAUGAGUGUUUCUGAGGAUGCCUUCUCUGUAGGGGACUUCUCUCUGACCAUCGCUAACCUGCAGCCCAUCGACAAGGGCCUGUACUCCUGCCACCUGCACCACCACUACUGUGGACUGCACGAGAGACGCAUCUUCAGGCUCAUGGUGGGGCCUCCACUGCCCCCACCUCCUCCGGUCCUCACUGCUGCUCCUGCUGCCCCAGCUGUCCCCCACGCACUCCCUAAUGACGACCCAAGUAAGACACUCAACAUAUCCCUAUCUCUUAGGAUUUGUUCUCUGAUUGAAAGUGUGAACCUUUUAAAAACGUUAUUACAACAUGGCAGUCAUAGUUAGAAUAAAGCUACCUGUGUUUUUGUUCUUUGAAAUCACUUUCUCUUUUCAACUAUAAAUCCUUCUAUCUUCUCUCUAUCAUCUCUUUCACAUCUUCCCUGAGCUUCGUUUUCCCUAAUCUGAUUGGUGUGUGUCUGCCUGUCUUUUCAGAUGCCUGUGUGUAACUGGGGUAUAUUUAUGGGUCAUAUUUAUAGGCAUUUUUGGUCAGUUAUGUCAGUGCAUCUUUGUGCCAGGUCUCUCCUCAAACAUUUUCUCUGUCCGCACAAGAGGAAGGGGGAGAGAGAAAGAGGGAAUGAAGGAGUUGGCGAAAAAGGCAACAAAAGAAACAGAUGGAGAAAAAGGGAGUGAGGAAAAAAAGAAUGAAAGAAUGCAUUUGGCCGCAGAUGAACCGACAGAGAGCGGGAGAGAGAGCAUUGAGAGUUCUGGAGUGUGGAGAAAGGGAAUGGGUUUUGUUUGGGGAAUCUCACUGAUGUUGGACUGCAGGCAGCCUGUCUGAAAGUCUGUCUGAAAGGCCACUAAUUGGCCAUAACGGAAGUGCUCUCAUUUUCAUUGGAGACCUUUUUCAUUUUUCUGUAUUUUAGCAAAUGGCUUAGUUUACAGGAGGAGCCAUUAUAGCUCAACAGAGUCAGACAGGGGUACUGAAGCCAGACUCCAGGGGAAGGAGGGAGCAUGGUGAGGCUUUGACCUGGUGAAUUUUAGUUUCAUUAUCUCUCUACAGUAACCUAUCAACAGAACAGUCUCUCUCCAUCACUAGUCUGUUUCUCUCCUUCUCUCUGGCCCUCUGGUUGUGGCGUGUUCAUCAGCUGCAGAAGGAAGUGUGCUACAUCUGUUCAGCACCUGGUGCAGCUGGGACAUGAAAGGGAACAGUGGGGGUGGUGUUGGCAGGGGUUGGUUCUGUGUUAGAUUUGGAUCCUCCUUCGCCCUUUUAAGAUAGGUUGAUCCGUUUAACAGCAUUGUAAAGUAUGCAGGGAAGAAAUUCACGUGGAUCAAUGCAGACAUGUCUUGAGUUCUUUCGUUUGAUCUUUACUUUUUGACUUCAGCUUUCUUCUACUUAGUUGUGCUCUUUCUUUUGUUAAAUCCAGCCAACUCUUAUCUGCAUUCUCUACAAUUGCAACAGCCAUUACCCCACUUGUUUGUUACACUGUAAUCAUUUAUGGCAAGCUAAAGUAGAGCUCAGUAUUGUUGUGACCACUGGAACCUGGAUAAGUCAGAAACUGCAUUUAGAAUAGAAAAUAACCGAAAAUGCUGUCAGUGUCGGCUUCCUUCAGCACAUUGGCUUGCUAAUUAACCACACUCUUUCAACAAGACUAAAACCACUCACUGUGUGACCUCUGCACGGCACAUGUCACAUUGUGUUUCUGCGUGUAAGUUAUUGUCUGAUCUGUUAGGGGAAUGGAAACAGGCAUCAGCUGAGACACGGAGAGAGAACUGAGGCAAGACUAAUUGUUCUCCAGAGAUAGUUGACUUUGACCAUGACACUGCGGUUUCAUGCAUAUUAGGAACAUUCAAAACAGACAAGAGAUAAUUAGCAACUGUUAAAUUAGAUGAAUUCACUACAAUUUGUUCUGUAAGACUGGUGCCGUUUGCAAGAUCCACCCAGGGAUGGUAUCUGUCCUCAGCUCAUUUCUUUUUUUAAGCCUGCUUCAAGCUAGUACCUAUCCUCAGACUAAUUUAAUCAGUCAUGCGUCAUAACAUAUCUGCGGUUGGACCAAGGACAACAGAUUUAAACUAAACAAAUGCCUCUAGGUGAUGGAAAGCGAAAGUAUUUUAGUGUCAUCAGCCUUCCCAGGCUUGGUUAAUACAGGUCUCCACCAUCAUUAUCCCUAAUGACUAUCAUUUCUGUUCUCACCCCAGCAGGUGAGAGAGACCUGUGUAAAGGUUAGAUAACAGUGGCAAGCUGAUUAAGGGUUAUGGUGCAGUAACUGUAAUUGUGUAAUGGAAAGGUAUGGUACAUAUUAUUUUGUGCAAAGGGUUUGAGCAGAUCCUAGCCAGUGGAAGAAACACCUCAGUGAGGGAAGUAACAAUUUUAAAUGCCAAUUUGUAAUAGCUAUUUUUGUUGAUUAAAUCACAUGGUUUUCACAGUUAGCAAAUCCCGUUCUCCCCCGUCUCUCUGUUAUUUUAGUUAAUGAAUUGUCUGAAACCUGGCAGAAGUGGUGUUUGUGUUGCACAGAGCAUGACUGUGAGGUGAGUGUUGUCAAAUGUCUGCUUACACUGACCUGUCAGACUUGUGGAGUUUCAGGGACUGAGAGAGAUAGCAACAGCUAGGGUUUCUUUUUCAUACUUUGCAAAAAGUUGUCUGUGUUUAUGAGAAAAGGUAAAUAUCUGGAAAAUUUAUUCAGACAGGCUGACCACUCAUAACAGAAUUCCUCCCCUCCCUCCUUCCUUUCCUCCCUCUCCUCUUUCUUGGUUAAUCUGUAUUUCUCUUUUAAGGUAUGGAAGUCAUUACAGCUGAACCACUCCAACUCUUCCUUUCCUCACGCUCUCUGAAAUAAAUUAAAACCAGCCUAAAAAUAGUGGCACGAUUGUUUUUCAAUGAUGCAGAAAAACAUAAAAUUGUAAAUGUCCUUCAAAAUGCAUUAUCAAUGAGUGUUCAAAACAUUAAGGACACCUGCUCUUUCAAUGACAGACUGACCAGGUGAAAGCUAUGAUCCCUUAUUGAUGUCACCUGUUAAAUCCACUUAAAUCAGUGUAGAUGAAGGGGAGGAGACAGAUUAAAGAAGGAUUUUUAAGCCUUGAGACAACAACUCAAUAUUAGGAAGGUGUUCUUAAUGUUUUGUACACUCAGUAUAUAACCAAUACAUACUGUAUAAUGAUUUGAACUAUCAUUAAGAUAAAUCAUUUGAUUUAUAUUUUAAUUUCACUCAGCAUGGGUAAAACAAAAUGUGACUAAGAUAAUGUUCAACCACCAGCCUGUGUUUAUAACGCAAUGAGUGUUAUUAGUGGACCAGUGAACCCACAGAGUGUUGUCCUUACACCUUCAGGCCACAACGUGGUUGAACUUGAGAGGCCACGAGUAGUCAACGUCAUCCUCCCUGAGCACCGAGGGCACUUCUUCCAGCAGCUGGGUUACAUCCUGGCUACCUUCUUCCUCCUAGCCUUCAUCGUCACAAUAGUAAUUGUGCUUACCCGACGAUGCAGAAAGAGAGGUAGCGUGUGUGGGUGUCUUCUACUCUGCAUGUCUCUUUAUCACACACAGGCACAGACACACUUUAAAUGUCCUCAAUUUCCACACUUUAUAUUUGCAUGAAUGUCCUCAAUUUCCACACUUUAUAUUUGUAUAAAUGUCCUUGAUUUCAUAUUUAAAUUGGUUGAAUGGCUGUGUGUGAUCUGUUAAAGGUGUGUUAAUCUUGUUUUAGGGCUGGAGUAUGACCUGCGAAGAUCUAAACGGUGAGAACCGAUUUAGUAAAGUGGUCUGCGGUCACACUUGAUAAUGGGAAUGUUACUCAUUUUAAGGAGGACCUGAACACUCACUGAACUUUUACGACUAACCACCUCCCUCUCUUACUGGUAAACAGGAGGGGUCAUGUGACUGGCCAUGAGGACAUUGCAUUGGACGCCACAGAGCUGAAGGUCUGCAACCAGGAACACCUGAAUUCAGGUAAGGCUCCCAUGCUGCUGUAGGCCCUACCUCAUAUAGACAAUAGGGUUUGAACAGGGUGACUCAUAUCAAUAAUGGCUGUCGCUGCACAGAGUUCAUACCGUACAUCAUGACAUGUCAAAUAGAAGAACAACACUUUUGCAUUUCUAUCCUUAGACUACAAAAACAACCUACUGAAAGAGAGAGAUCUGUCCAAAGACUGCAAUAAAGGUAAGUGUAUGUGACAUUAUGGAUUCCAAACAACAAUUUCAUGCCUAAUUGAAUGUUUUUUGUUUGUUGCUAAUGUCACUUCUCAUUUCUUUCCUAUUAUUCUCUUCCCUCCUCCAUAUAUCUCUCUCUAGAAAUGGAUGGAAAGUUGUGGAAGUGAGACAGAAAGAGCUGAUAUGCUGCUGGCGGGUCCAGUGCAGACAUACAGGAUAAGGAAGUAAAGGAUUAGAAUGGUGGAAUCCAAAGAGCAGGACAGGAGGGGCUCUUUCUCUUUUUAUAGACACCCCCUUACCAAACUCUCUUACCAAAACGUUUCUAUUGCUGCGUCAGUUAAUGUUUUUAUUUUAUAUUUUCAUAUUCGUAUAGUCUGUAUUCUGAUCUGCUGUGAUUUCAACAUGGCUAAAUAUGUCUUCAAUUUUGUAUUGUAUUACACAGAUAUUUGAUGUCAAGUAUUUUAUAUAACAAAAACACAGUGUACUGUACAACUUUACUUUUUGUAUGUAAGAAAACACUUUCUAUCACUGUAUUCCUUUAAUUCACUCUUCAAGUUUUUCAUUUUCAGAAUGCAUGUUGUCUUUUAAUGUGUGUGGGAAAACUGUCAUGUUCCAUUUCUGAUUUCAGAGCUCAGCAAGCUCAACUCGUUGAGUAUGUUUAUUGAAAUAUUUGCACAAACCUUGCUGUAAUUUACUGGUAACACGUUACAUUAAGCCAAUGUAUCCUGUCUGUAAAGGGUCAUAAGUAGUUUAUAGCCAGGCUGUUAAUUAUUCGUUUGUAGAUUGCUUAUAAAUUAGUAAUAAGCCGUUAUAAUAACUGUAUCCUUACCAAGUCCAUUUGUGAUUGAUAAUCAUGGACCACAAAGAAGGCUAUACAUGUAAUAGAACUCAGGAAAACAAGCCUUGAACAGAAUCCAGAUGUGUUUUUUAGGAAUGUAUGUUAGGAUGUGUCUGUUUGUAUGGGACUGAUUGUCUAUUUGUGUAAUGCAGGCUUGCAAUACACUGUAAAGUUUGGAGCUGCCAAGUUGACAAGCCAAAGAAUCUUGCAAUCAAGGUUAUCAGGAUCCCCUGUAGUAACGGGAACGAAGAGGACUAAGUACGUUUGUAGAAGAUGAUGAUGUCAUAUGUUUCAAUUACUGUAAUUGGAUAAAGGAGUCCUGACAGUUUUCAGUUUGGAUGCUUUACUUACAAGCAAGUUAUCUAUGCAGUAGCAUGCUGGUUCAUUAUCUUCCCUCUAAUAAAGAUGAAUAAAAAAACA